AUGGUAUAUAAAGGGAACCUUUUCUUUGACUUGCUUCACUUUUGGCUCAAGCAUUCACUAAACUUUCAUAAAACUUUACAAUCAUUUAUAAAAGAAUCAAAGAUAAAUACUACAAUGAAAUUCUUCACCGUCUUAACAACUGUUUUUGCAUCUUAUAUGAUCUGUGCUGAAGCUGCUCCUUCAUUUGAAGUUAACAUGCCCCUCAAGAGAUCUUACAACGAGACGCUUGCAGCCACAAAUUCUACGCAACCAGGUGCUCAAGGAAGUCCCUCUCCAGGUGCUCAGGGUAGCUCAUUACCUUCAGCUCCUAAAGGUAACUCAACUCACUCACCAUUUAAAGGAAACUCAACGCACCCAGCAGGAAACUCAACCCAUCCACAUUUCAAUGAGACAAGAAGAUAUAUUAGAAUCUAG
Molecule: messenger RNA, 414 nt
Organism: Priceomyces carsonii
Lineage: Eukaryota; Fungi; Ascomycota; Pichiomycetes; Serinales; Debaryomycetaceae
Exons: 1
Coding region: 1-414 (137 amino acids)
Source: RefSeq, a predicted model, not a curated record